AUUCUACAGGGAAAUGUGGGCCUCCUCCACCUAUUGACAAUGGAGACAUCACCUCCUUCCCAUUGCCAGAAUACCCACCUUCAUCAUCAGUAGAAUACCAGUGCCAGUUCUUAUACCAACUGCAGGGCAAUAAGAAAAUAACAUGUAGAAAUGGAAAAUGGUCUGAGCCACCAAAGUGUUUACAUUCCACAGGGAAAUGUGGGCCUCCUCUACCUAUUGACAAAGGAGACAUCACCUCCUUCCCAUUGUCACUAUAUGCACCAUUAUCAUCAGUUGAAUAUCAGUGCCAGUACUUGUACCAACUGCAGGGCAACAAGAAAAUAACAUGUAGAAAUGGAGAGUGGUCAGAGACACCAAAAUGUUUAUCUGCAUGUGUAGUAUCAGAAGAAAUCAUGGAAAGACAUAACAUAACUUUCAGAUGGAGAGAAGACCCAAAGGUAUAAUUCUUAUCAGGAGAUCAUGUUGAAUUUAAGUGUAAAUCUGGAUAUAAACUGACAGAAACAUCACUUCCAUUAUGUGCAAGGUGCAUUGAUGGUCGCAUCAAUUAUCCCAGUUGCUCAAAAAUAUGUUAUUGGUACAAUGGAUGA
Messenger RNA from Onychomys torridus (southern grasshopper mouse), 587 nucleotides. RefSeq names its product complement factor H-related protein 1-like. Lineage: Eukaryota; Metazoa; Chordata; Mammalia; Rodentia; Cricetidae. The record is from RefSeq and is a predicted model, not a curated record.